Macaca mulatta (Rhesus monkey) is the source of this 5217-nucleotide messenger RNA. NCBI's taxonomy places the organism in Eukaryota, Metazoa, Chordata, Mammalia, Primates, Cercopithecidae. The record is from RefSeq and is a predicted model, not a curated record.
GCGCCGCCACUAGCUCACGAGCUGCGCCCCACCCUCUCCGUCACCGAAGGCGCCCAGCCAAUGAGCGGGCGGGAAAGGCCGGGCCUGCGAACUAGGCACUGGGAGGGUGAGGGCCGCAGGGGGAAGGGAAGUCGAGAGCUCGAGGGCGGGCUGCACUUGAUUGACAGCUCGUUCGAACGAAUCCUCCACGCGGCUUUCCUUCGCUCUCUUUUCUACUCAGCCCUGCUCUUCGUCCCACCUCCUCCUCCUCCACCCCUCUCCUCUUGCCUUUCGACCCUCCCCACUUCCCCUCCCCCACUCUGCGGGCAAAUCGCUGCUGAAAAGAGGCGGGGGCCGAAGCGGCGGGCUCGUGUGGAGCCUUGAGGUGGGAUUGACUGGCGCUCAGGCCAAUGAGAGAUAGGCUCAUGGCGCGGCUGUAGCUGGAACUGACCAAUAGGAGGGCGGGCUGGGGGCGGAGGCCCAGGUUCCAAACGCUCCGCGGCGCCAUGGGCUGAAAACUCAACCGAGAUGGAAUCUCCCAGUCUGAACCGGUUUCAACCGGUUCCGAGUUUGAGGCACUAGGAGGAGGGGGAGAAGCGGCUGCAGCGGCCGCGGCAGGAGCAGCGGGAGCUACAGCAUCAGCAAGAGCAACAGUAGCUACAGCCCCGGCGGCGGUGCCUGUUCCAGUCUUUGCUGCUGCAGUCCGUGCAACCACCCAGAGGGGGAGGGGGGAACCACCAGUCGCUGAGGAGCAAGAGAAGGGGGGAAAGUUUAGGCGAGCCUGGGGGGGGCCCAGCGCCGGAGCCGCGUGAGAGAGGGAGCCGUGUUUUGGUAGGGGGGAGUCGGACUGCAACUGGCAGCAGAGCGUCCCCCCGGCCGUGUGGACUCUACACCCCCUACUCCUGCCGCUUCUGCUGCUGCCUGUGGCUGGAGGGUCCCCCUGGGGCUGAAUCUUUGGGACUUGACCCGGUUCCCUCCCCCUUCCCUCACUCCCCAGCCGGGCGGGAGCAUUUAUUCCCCAGAUUAAUUCCCCUUCUUUUUUGGGGGGCGGGUGGGUGUGUGUGUUGGGGGGAAGCGUCCCUGAAAUAGUAAAUAUUAUUGAGCUCUUUUUGCCCUUUUCCUCUCCGUUUUUUUAAUUUCUUUUUUUAAGGUGGGAAAACUGUGAAACCCACCUUGAUUCGUCCCCUCUCCCCCUCCCCACCUUCCCUGGCCCUAAUCCCCCGACAAGGAAGGAAGGAGCAGUUGGUUCAAUCUCUGGUAAUCUAUGCCAGCAAUUAUGACAAUGUUAGCAGACCAUGCAGCUCGUCAGCUGCUCGAUUUCAGCCAAAAACUGGAUAUCAACUUAUUAGAUAAUGUGGUGAAUUGCUUAUACCAUGGAGAAGGAGCCCAGCAAAGAAUGGCUCAAGAAGUACUGACACAUUUAAAGGAGCAUCCUGAUGCUUGGACAAGAGUCGACACAAUUUUGGAAUUUUCUCAGAAUAUGAAUACGAAAUAUUAUGGACUACAAAUUUUGGAAAAUGUGAUAAAAACAAGGUGGAAGAUUCUUCCAAGGAACCAGUGUGAAGGAAUAAAAAAAUACGUUGUUGGCCUCAUUAUCAAGACGUCAUCUGACCCAACUUGUGUAGAGAAAGAAAAGGUGUAUAUCGGAAAAUUAAAUAUGAUCCUUGUUCAGAUACUGAAACAAGAAUGGCCCAAACAUUGGCCAACUUUUAUCAGUGAUAUUGUUGGAGCAAGUAGGACCAGCGAAAGUCUCUGUCAAAAUAAUAUGGUGAUUCUUAAACUCUUGAGUGAAGAAGUAUUUGAUUUCUCUAGUGGACAGAUAACCCAAGUCAAAUCUAAGCAUUUAAAAGACAGCAUGUGCAAUGAAUUCUCACAGAUAUUUCAACUGUGUCAGUUUGUAAUGGAAAAUUCUCAAAAUGCUCCACUUGUACAUGCAACCUUGGAAACAUUGCUCAGAUUUCUGAACUGGAUUCCCCUGGGAUAUAUUUUUGAGACCAAGUUAAUCAGCACAUUAAUUUAUAAGUUCCUGAAUGUUCCAAUGUUUCGAAAUGUCUCUCUGAAGUGCCUCACUGAGAUUGCUGGUGUGAGUGUAAGCCAAUAUGAAGAACAAUUUGUAACGCUAUUUACUCUGACAAUGAUGCAACUAAAGCAGAUGCUUCCUUUAAAUACCAAUAUUCGACUUGCGUACUCAAAUGGAAAAGAUGAUGAACAGAACUUCAUUCAAAAUCUCAGUUUGUUUCUCUGCACCUUUCUUAAGGAACAUGAUCAACUUAUAGAAAAAAGAUUAAAUCUCAGGGAAACUCUUAUGGAGGCCCUUCAUUAUAUGUUGUUGGUAUCUGAAGUAGAAGAAACUGAAAUCUUUAAAAUUUGUCUUGAAUACUGGAAUCAUUUGGCUGCUGAACUCUAUAGAGAGAGUCCAUUCUCUACAUCUGCCUCUCCGUUGCUAUCUGGAAGUCAACAUUUUGAUGUUCCUCCCAGGAGACAGCUAUAUUUGCCCAUGUUAUUCAAGGUCCGUUUAUUAAUGGUUAGUCGAAUGGCUAAACCAGAGGAAGUAUUGGUUGUAGAGAAUGAUCAAGGAGAAGUUGUGAGAGAAUUCAUGAAGGAUACAGAUUCCAUAAAUUUGUAUAAGAAUAUGAGGGAAACAUUAGUUUAUCUUACUCAUCUGGAUUAUGUAGAUACAGAAAGAAUAAUGACAGAGAAGCUUCACAAUCAAGUGAAUGGUACAGAGUGGUCGUGGAAAAAUUUGAAUACAUUGUGUUGGGCAAUAGGCUCCAUUAGUGGAGCAAUGCAUGAAGAGGAUGAAAAACGAUUUCUUGUUACUGUUAUAAAGGAUCUAUUAGGAUUAUGUGAACAGAAAAGAGGCAAAGAUAAUAAAGCUAUUAUUGCAUCAAAUAUCAUGUACAUAGUAGGUCAAUAUCCACGAUUUUUGAGAGCUCACUGGAAAUUUUUGAAGACUGUAGUUAACAAGCUGUUCGAAUUCAUGCAUGAGACCCAUGAUGGAGUCCAGGACAUGGCUUGUGAUACUUUCAUUAAAAUAGCCCAAAAAUGCCGUAGGCAUUUCGUUCAGGUUCAGGUUGGAGAAGUGAUGCCAUUUAUUGAUGAAAUUUUGAACAACAUUAACACUAUUAUUUGUGAUCUUCAGCCUCAACAGAAUGUGGAUAUACUGAAAGAUCCUGAAACAGUCAAGCAGCUUGGUAGCAUUUUGAAGACAAAUGUGAGAGCCUGCAAAGCUGUUGGACACCCCUUUGUAAUUCAGCUUGGAAGAAUUUAUUUAGAUAUGCUUAAUGUAUACAAGUGCCUCAGUGAAAAUAUUUCUGCAGCUAUCCAAGCUAAUGGUGAAAUGGUUACAAAGCAACCAUUGAUUAGAAGUAUGCGAACUGUAAAAAGGGAAACUUUAAAGUUAAUAUCUGGUUGGGUGAGCCGAUCGAAUGAUCCACAAAUGGUAGCUGAAAAUUUUGUUCCCCCUCUGUUGGAUGCAGUUCUCAUUGAUUAUCAGAGAAAUGUCCCAGCUGCUAGAGAACCAGAAGUGCUUAGUACUAUGGCCAUAAUUGUCAACAAGUUAGGGGGACAUAUAACAGCUGAAAUACCUCAAAUAUUUGAUGCUGUUUUUGAAUGCACAUUGAAUAUGAUAAAUAAGGACUUUGAAGAAUAUCCUGAACACAGAACGAACUUUUUCUUACUACUUCAGGCUGUCAAUUCUCAUUGUUUCCCAGCAUUCCUUGCUAUUCCACCUACACAGUUUAAACUUGUUUUGGAUUCCAUCAUUUGGGCCUUCAAACAUACUAUGAGGAAUGUCGCAGAUACGGGCUUACAGAUACUUUUUACACUCUUACAAAAUGUUGCACAAGAAGAAGCUGCAGCUCAGAGUUUUUAUCAAACUUAUUUUUGUGAUAUUCUCCAGCAUAUCUUUUCUGUUGUGACAGACACUUCACAUACUGCUGGUUUAACAAUGCAUGCAUCAAUUCUUGCAUAUAUGUUUAAUUUGGUUGAAGAAGGAAAAAUAAGUACAUCAUUAAAUCCUGGAAAUCCAGUUAACAACCAAAUCUUUCUUCAGGAAUAUGUGGCUAAUCUCCUUAAGUCGGCCUUCCCUCACCUACAAGAUGCUCAAGUAAAGCUCUUUGUGACAGGGCUUUUCAGCUUAAAUCAAGAUAUUCCUGCUUUCAAGGAACAUUUAAGAGAUUUCCUAGUUCAAAUAAAGGAAUUUGCAGGUGAAGACACUUCUGAUUUGUUUUUGGAAGAAAGAGAAAUAGCCCUACGACAGGCUGAUGAAGAGAAACAUAAACGUCAAAUGUCUGUCCCUGGCAUCUUUAAUCCACAUGAGAUUCCAGAAGAAAUGUGUGAUUAAAAUCCAAAUUCAUGCUGUUUUUUUUCUCUGCAACUCUUGUUGGCAGAGGAAAACAGCAUGUGGGUAUUUGUCGACCAAAAUGAUGCCAAUUUGUAAAUUAAAAUGUCACCUAGUGGCCCUUUUUCUUAUGUGUUUUUUUGUAUAAGAAAUUUUCUGUGAAAUAUCCUUCCAUUGUUUAAGCUUUUGUUUUGGUCAUCUUUAUUUAGUUUGCAUGAAGUUGAAAAUUAAGGCAUUUUUAAAAAUUUUACUUCAUGCCCAUUUUUGUGGCUGGGCUGGGGGGAGGAGGCAAAUUCGAUUUGAACAUAUACUUGUAAUUCUAAUGCAAAAUUAUACAAUUUUUCCUGUAAACAAUACCAAUUUUUAAUUAGGGAGCAUUUUCUUUCUAGUCUAUUUCAGUCUAGAAGAAAAGAUAAUGAGUAAAACAAAUUGCGUUGUUUAAAGGAUUAUAGUGCUGCAUUGUCUGAAGUUAGCACCUCUUGGACUGAAUUGUUUGUCUAGACUACAUGUAUUACAAAGUCUCUUUGGCAAGAUUGCAGCAAGAUCAUGUGCAUAUCAUCCCAUUGUAAAGCGACUUCAAAAAUAUGGGAACACAGUUAGUUAUUUUUACACAGUUCUUUUUGUUUUUGUGUGUGUGUGCUGUCGCUUGUCGACAACAGCUUUUUGUUUUCCUCAAUGAGGAGUGUUGCUCAUUUGUGAGCCUUCAUUAACUCGAAGUGAAAUGGUUAAAAAUAUUUAUCCUGUUAGAAUAGGCUGCAUCUUUUUAACAACUCAUUAAAAAACAAAACAAAACAACUCUGGCUUUUGAGAUGACUUAUACUAAUUUACAUUGUUUACCAAGCUGUAGUGCUUUAAGAACACUACUUAAAAAGCAAAAUAAACUUGGUUUACAUUUA